Messenger RNA from Capsicum annuum, 1206 nucleotides. RefSeq names its product surfeit locus protein 2. Bases 240 to 1034 code for a protein of 264 amino acids. The transcript is spliced from 5 exons. NCBI's taxonomy places the organism in Eukaryota, Viridiplantae, Streptophyta, Magnoliopsida, Solanales, Solanaceae. The record is from RefSeq and is a predicted model, not a curated record.
AAUUAUCCUUUUCAAGACCAACACACCUAUUGAAUCCAUAAGUGAUAUCGAAAGAGGAAUAAAUUGUAUGCAAACCUUAUCAUUUCCUAUUUGUGUUCCCUAAAUAGAAAAGAAAAAAAUAAAAGGGACUUGAUUUCCUAUUUCCUGUUCUUGUGGGGGUUGAAAAAGAAUUAAGCCAUAGUUAAACCGUCUACUCUUUGCCCUAACAGAAGCUCAAACUCAAUUACGUUGUACGAGCUAUGGGGAAGACAGCAAGGGGAGUGGGAGAAGAAGAAGCCGAUAAAUCGACUGGGAAAGAAGGGUUCAAGCUACUGGGCGACCCGAAAUUCAAGAAAUUGGAGAAUGGCCGAUUCAAAUGUGUUCAAACGGGGCAUGAGCUGCCUGAACAUGCGAAGGAGUCUUAUGCUCAGAGCAAACACUGUCGAUUGGGGCUAAUUGAUGCUGCUCUUUCUAGGAAUAAACCCCCUCUCAAUAUGUUUAACCAAGAUCCUCUUAAUCGGUCAAAAUUGAUAUGUAAAUUAACAGGAGAUACAGUUAAUAAGUCGGAGGAGCACAUAUGGAAGCAUAUGAAUGGAAAACGUUUUCUCAGAAUGUUAGAGAAAAAGGAAACUGAAACUGAAAUGGAAAACGGAGGGCUAGAAAAGCAAGGAGAAAAUGAAGCAGCUAAGAAGGUGGAUAGCAAAGCUAGUCGUCGGGACAAAAAGAAGAACAAAAAGAAAGAAACGGAAGAUGCUAGCAAGGUUAUAUCCGAAGUAAGGGAUUCUUCUGGAAAGAACAGUGACUCGGAAGAAGAUACCGAGUUUUGGAUGCCUCCUGUUGGUGCUCGUUGGGACUAUGACAAUGGAGGUGAUCGAUGGGGAUCUGGUUCUGAAUCAGGACAAGAAGAUGAUGAUGCUAUUGGGGAAGAUGGAGUUACUGAAGAGGAUAACAAUGAUGCUAAAGAGCUUUCUAAGCGGGCCAAACGCAUGUCCCUUGAGAUUGGGCCCAGCAGCUUUGCCUCAAGGAAGAAGAAGAAGAAGACCAGUGCUACAUGAUAUUUGUCUCUAAAACAAACAACACAAAUUUUGUUAUCUUCUUUUUGCUUAGUUGUAUACUGCUUGCUUGCUUCAUUUUAGCAUAUUGUUUAUUUUGCUUGUUAUGUUACUGAAGGAAAACAUUUUCUGCUCUGUGUAGGUCAUUGUAGCAAAUAGAACGUCUUUUCUUCUA